Gasterosteus aculeatus aculeatus (three-spined stickleback) is the source of this 9745-nucleotide messenger RNA. RefSeq names its product CDK5 regulatory subunit associated protein 2 (gene cdk5rap2). Gene Ontology annotation, molecular function: molecular adaptor activity. The record is from RefSeq and is a predicted model, not a curated record. Gene Ontology annotation, cellular component: centrosome; Golgi apparatus. Lineage: Eukaryota; Metazoa; Chordata; Actinopteri; Perciformes; Gasterosteidae. Gene Ontology annotation, biological process: centrosome cycle; regulation of Golgi organization; positive regulation of microtubule nucleation.
GCUGAUGGAGUGAGAGACACCGAUAGAUAGCUCUUCCCCAUUUGGCAGGCUGAAGACCAUUAAGUCAGACCCGUUGGACUCGUUCUAAGAAGGUGUCUAAAGACCUGGAGGUGCCAUGCGGGACCCGUGUCGUAUUUGUGGUGUGCGUCUGGUGGGAAGCCAGUGUCGCUGGAUCUUCAGCUCAUCGGCACAAAGGAAGCUACAGGUCAUCUUGUCCCACGUGCUGGGCUGGGAGGUGACCCGUGACGGUCAAGGAGAGUUCCUCUGUGGCAAAUGUGCGUUCCAGCUGGAGAAGGUGGUGCACUCGGAUGUUAACAUCAGCCAGCUGCAGGAUAAACUCAACAGCCAGAUCCAGAAGAUGCAGGCGGAGAAAGACCACCUGGUCCAGUGCAUCGUCCACGUCUACAACAAAAACAACCCAAACCUGUACAAGGGGUCUUUGGAAGGCACCAGUCGCAAGACCCCGCUCAGGUCCUCUGGGGAGGGAAGUCCCGAUGAUGAGGCCGUGUGUCGUCUGGCCUCUGAGGGACCGGUGUUCAGGGAGAGUGGAAGUGGUCUCACGGAAAACCGCAUGAGAAGGUGCGUGAGUCUGGACCGAAUUGUUAGUAAAGGGGCAUUUCCAGGGCGGUUGAGCCUCCGGGGCAGCUGCCGGCUGGGAUCUGCGGCAGGGCUGGGAUCAGCGAUGGGGUUGGGGUCGGCGGCGGGGCUCAAUUGCUCUAUGAAGAGCUUUGGUCUCCGAGGCACACGGCAACAUUCGCAAAGCAUGUACCUUGACCUGGUCCAACGCAAGGGCUCUCUGGCUAGACCCGGAUCCAAAGGUCGCUCCACUUCCCUGCAGUGCCUCAAUAGAGACCUUUCCUCAGACGCUCCUCCAGGACCUCCACCCACACCAAAACUCAGAGAGCCCAAGGUGUUUGUUGCGAGACACGGCGCCCUUGGUGACCCGGAAGGAAAGGUUCAGGCCAGAGCGCUGCUCCGCAGUUCGCCGAGUAAGCCUUCUGUGAUCUCUGACCUAGUUCAGCUCCUGCGCUGCCUCUCCAAGCAACAAGUCUCUUCCCCUGCAGGGAGCCACAUCCCUGUGCUGAAGGGGUUGAAUAGAGGCUCGAACCCUCGAACAAAGCACAGAUACAGAGAAGCAAAGUGCAAGUCUCUGCACGAUCUUACAGAGGAAUUUGAUGAUGAAUUCAUCCCUGUCAAAGUGGUGGAGAGUGAGGUUAGGCGAGUGGAGAGCUGCAACAAGCAGCUGACUGAAGAGCUCACCCACAUCAAAAGCAACAAUGCAGACCUGUCUAAAACACUGGAGGAAAUCCAGAACCAAAACAAGACCCUGUUGGGUAGGUUGGAGGAGAAGGAGAAUGAACUCAACUCUGAGAAGAAAAAUGCUCUAAAGCGAGACAAAACUAUCCAGGGGCUUACUCAGGUCUUCAAAGAAAAGGAAAAUCAGAUUGCAGAGCUGUGUCAUGAGAUUGAGGACAGGGAUGACGCUUUGGCCAAGGCUCGGGAGGCAGCACACAAGGCCCAGCUGCAGAAAUACCAGGGAGUGGAGGAACACCAAAAUCUAUUAAUGGCAACGCAAACCGAGCUUGCCCAGCUCCAAGGGGAUCAUCAUGCCAAGUUGCUCGAAGCCCAAAAGCUACAACGUGGCCUCGACAGGAAGGAGCAAGAGCUGGUUGACUUGCUGCAGGCGAAGGACCAGCUAGAGGUGGAACUGGAGGACCUGCAGCAGCAGAAGAAGAAAGGAGACAAGGCCCUGAAUGAUCUGAACAAUCAGCUCAAGAAGCUGAGCGCUGAGAUCGGAGACAGGGAGAGUGCUCUAGAGCAGCAAUACCAGGAGCUGCUGGAUCAGACCAAAAGAAAACUGCAGACCCACGAGGUCACCAUCCAGCGGCUCACUUCCACUCUGGCCGACAAAGAACAGCAGUUACAGGAGUACAUCAACAUGGUUGGAGACUUCGAGCAGAGUAAAAGUCCAGGAGGAAAUGACAAUAUGCUUUCCAAGCUGCGGCAUAGGCUGAAAGAAAAAGAAAAGGCUCUCGAGCAAGCGCUGGAUGAGAAGUUUGCUGCCAUUGAGGAGAAAGACAAUGAGAUUCACCAGCUGCAGCUGUCCCUCAGAGAGAAGGAGAGGGACCUCGAUAGGCUCAAUAACUUGAUCUCUCACAACGAGGAAACCCUCAAUAGUUUUGACAGUCUGAUCAAGGAGAAGGACGUCGAGCUGCAGCAUCUUGCAAACACGCUAAAGAACCUGCAGAGAGCUAAGCAGGAUGUAGAAGACAACUUGAACAGAUCCCUGAGGGAGAAGGACUCCAUCAUUAGCCAGCUGCAGCUCUCCCUGGAGGGCAAGACGAAGGAUAUGGAGGAAAUGGCCGAAUCAGCGCUGAGCCAGUCGCAGACUCACACGCGUGACCUCGCUGAACAGAUGGGCCAGAGGUUAAAGGUCACCGAAGCGAUGCUGGCCGAGGCUGUGAAGGCAAGAGAAAGGCUGGUUGCUGACAAUGAGAGUGCUGUGGAAGGCCUGUUGGCUACAAUCAGCAGCAAGGAUCAGCUCAUCAAGGAGUCUGCAGAGCACUACAACCGCAUGCUGUCUGAGCGCACCCAGGAGAUUCUGCAACUGAAGAAGCAGCUGUCCGACAGGCAGCAGCAGCUUGUCACUGCCGAGAAGCAAAGCUUUACAUCGGCCCAGGAGGGUUAUUCAGAGGCAGCCGAGCUCCGAGCCCUGCUUGCUGAGAAAGACAGCAUGAUCAACAAACUUGUGCAGACUGGUCAGGAGAGGGAGGAGAGGCAGAAAGCGGAGGGGGAUCAUGUGUUGGCGCUCAGACAAACUAUACAGAUCUUGCAGGACAAGUUGGACGGGAAUGAAGCUGAGCUUUCCAGGCCGGCCAGUGAGGAUAAUGCAGAACCUAUUCUGACCUCUAAGAAAACAGUCGUCAUCUUGAAAAAGGAGCUGGCGCAGAAAACCGAGGCACUGAAGAGGGAGAAUGAACUGAAGAUUUCUUUGGCAGAGCUCCAGUCAUUGCUAUCUGAACUGGAGGGUCAAUAUGAAGGGCAGGCUGCUAACAUCGAGUCUCUGACCGCCACUCUGAAGACCAAGGAUGAGAUUAUCGAUGUUCUCCACCAGCGCCUCGGCCACGGAGGGGACAGUCGGGCCAAGCACACCCAGGAUCAGGUCAUUGGCUGUAGCCUGGAGAGAUCACUCCCGGGUCUCCCUCAGAGAGAGAGGACCAUAAUUGGUGGAGACAGCCAGCAAGAAGAGCAACAGGAGAAAGAUGCUCUGAACAAAGCACUAAGAGCCGAACAGCAGCUGUACUCCAGCCUGGUCAGGACUGUAAAGGAGCAGGACAGCGCCCAGCGUCUCCAUGCUCUGCAGCUGGAGCUGACAGCGGUGCAGCUGCUCAGGCAGCAGCUAGAGGAGGGCAUCAGAACUAAUGAGGGGCUGAGGGACGACUUGGAGAGAGAGAUUCGCCAAGCCAAACUCCGAGAAGGUGCGGUGCAAACUCAUUGGCUGGCAAAUGACGAGGGUAUGGACCGGAUUGACCCUAAAGAACUGCAGAGCAUGAGACAUCAGCUGGAAGAUGCACAGCGCUGGAAUGCCUCCCUGCAAGCUCGCUUAGGAGCCAUUCAGAACCGUGGAGGAGGGGUUGGUGGAGCUAAUGACGGUGGUGACACUUUGAGUUUCAUCGGGGAUCAGACUUCCUACAUGAGUAUCUGUAUAGUCGACGGGCAGGAUGACGGCUUGGCUCUACUUUCUGCACAGGAGCUCAGGCAGAAGGUGCAGGAGCUCCAGGAUUGUGUCAGCAGGCUGCAAACUGUAAACAACGAGCUGCAGAACCGGCUGUCGUUAUUGGAGAGGUCAGACGAUGGCGCUUAUGACAACGAAGAGAAAGACGUGGCCGGCAGAAGCCCCUUGAAACAGCAGCAGGAGCUGAGGACACAGGAGAUGCCGCCUGUGGCUCACGUCGACAGGACGCAUCCCUCUGGACAGGACAAAGAGAGUCAGACAGACAUCAAACUAGGACAGAUGGUGUCUGGAAAACUGUUGGGGGAUGUGAGUAUGGACAGUGGCCUUGGCCUGAUCAGAGAGCAUGCUCAGUCUGGCAACAACACCGUGGAGUCUGGAGGGGGAGAUUCUAGGCAGAGGAACCUGGAUGCAAUGGCCCUUAAAUCCCUGCUUACUCAUUGUGGGGCCACAUCAGUCUUGCAACUUAGAGACGAGUUGCUCGCACUUAGAUCGGAUAAUAUGGAGCUGCGAGGUCUUCUGAAAGAACAAAAAUCUACCGAGUGUAAAGAGAAAGAGAGCACAGAUGCCUCGGGCAACAGCAGUGAUGGACAGGCUGAAUGGAAAAGGCGCUCCAAGGUCAUCAAUCAGUCAAAGGAAAAGGGAGAGAAGAGCUCUCCGGAGGUGCCGGAUGGGGAGACCCGUGUCCCCACUGAGCUAAUUGUCAGCCCCACAGAGGGGAUGAAGGAUCCACAAACUAAAGGCCAGUCACACAGCAAGAUUACCAAGCAGCAUGUUGCCAGGCAUGGGGAUGGCGCCAAAUCUCGCCUCCCGGUCCCUGUGAGGCCGAGGGUGGAGUCCAGCAGCAGCACGCCGUUUGUGAGCAAAACUGAUGGACUUCAGGACCUUCCUUUGGACGGAGUAUACGGGUCAGACCAGCUACUGCAGGAAGACUCCACCGCGUCCCCCCAGCACAGCACUUCCCAGUCUUCCACCCUCAGCAAUGCACGACCCGUCGGCAGUCCAGAGGGGUCGGACAAGAACUCUGAAGGCGGAACAACACCGGAUCACACACGGGCCGACUCUGCUCUUUUCACUCAGCUUGAGCUUCUCCACCAGGAGUGUCAGGAGAAAGAGACCUUGAUCAAUAACCUAAGCGAGCAGCUUGCCAACUGGGAGGAGCUCCACGCUCAGAACCAGGAAAAGGACCGGCUCAUUCGCAUGUACGUGGAGGCCCUGCAGGCCGCAGAGUCCACCAUCGCUUACUUGACCGCCUGCAGUCUGGACAGCCAGGGGCGAUUUGGGUCCAGUCCAUCUUCAGGUUCUGAUUCUGCCGUUCACAGCAGAUGCAUGGAGCUGCAAAAGGCCCUGCAGGAGAAGGAGGAGCUCAACAAGCAGCUUUUAGAGCUUCUGGACAUGGCAGGGAAAGCUAUCACCUCCACCAACAGCCAAGAAAGGAUUCCAGGAAUCAGUGAUUUAUGUUUGAAGAUAGAGGCGGCCUUGCAGGAGGUGAGCGCGUCCUCCAAAAGGGAGAGUCCGAGAGGUGGUUCCGGUAGCACAGAGGGCUCGAUGCAGGAGCUGCAGCGACACAGCGACUCUUUGCAGGAGGCGCUGUGGCAGCAUAAUAGGCUUAAUGCGGAGCUGCAGGAAAAACUCAGGGCUGCAGAUGCUGCCGCUCAACACGUCUACAGCAAUGACCAGGAGGGUGAACGGUCGAGGCCGAUAGCGGAAGGGUCACUUCCGGAAAGGGAAGCACUGGACAGUGAAGGUGGAACGGGUAGUUAUAUAAACCAGGAGAUUACCACGGUCCUGAUGAACUGCCUCGGCUCCGCAGAGUCGGCCGUUUCUUCUCUGACGGCACACUGUACGAACACCAGCUGCCGGGCUUCUGAUCGAUCAUCACAGACCAAUCUGGAGUUCCAGAUGAAUUUAGACAAACUUCAGAGAGCCCUGCAAGAGAGGCGGGAUCUGGGAGAAGCCGCCAAACCCGGUGGCAAUCUGUCAUCGGACGGGCAACUUCCCCAAGGGCUCCACGGCAACCUGUGCCGCCUCUACAAGGUCUUCAACGAUCACCACCAGAGGAUCUGUGACCUCCAGGCCUCCCUGCAAGAAGACCGGGGCCGCAGGGAGGAGAGUGAGGUCCAGCCGACAGCGCAGGAUGCCAUGGGAUUACCACCCAGUGUCCAGGUUGAACUGGAGACCCUCCAUAAAGCGCUGAGGGAGAAGAGGAAAACGUGUAAAAGCCUAGAGGAGAAACUGGCCACGGCUCUAACCUCCCCUGAAACCUCGCGGAAAGCUCUGGAGCAGGAUGACAAAGGCGUGCAGGUGGAUUUGCAGGACCUGGGUUACGAAACCAGUGGCAAGAGUGAGAACGAUAGGGAAGAGAGCAGUAGCACAGAUCUAGAGGCUGGUGUGAACCCUAGUCGCAGCGCCUCUAGCCUGCCUUCCCGACACGAGCAGGCCACCUUCUCCUCUACUGAGAACCUGGACUCCACCUCCAGCACCCCGUACCCAAGUUCCCCGGCUCUCAGCUCAGCCAAGGUCAGUCUGAAAAGCCUGCUGGUCUACGACGAGUACGGUGUUUCUAAGGACCCUCUGCAGCUCCAGGCACAGGUCAGAGAGCUCAAGGUCCAGCUGGAAAACCAGACCAAACUCAUCCUCCAAAUGCAAAGUCUUCUGCGCAGGACGUCUGUCUGCAGCGACCUCGUUGCCAACGCCUCUGAUCCCUCAGCCGCCAAGGAUCAAGAGGGGACACGGCCGGGGGACAGAAGUGGGCAGCUCGGGGAGAAAAAGGAGGGUGAGAACCAGGCGAUGAACAAUAGCUCUCUGAAUAUGGAACUGGAAAGAGAAAGGACACUGAACAGAAGCACGACUGAGCAGCACGAGCAGACCCGCAGCCGCUCCACAUCACCCGCAAGACUGGACUCUCUGGUGCAGUCGCAGGCCAGGGAGCUGUCACAGCUGAGGCAGCAGAUGAAGGAGAGCCGCAGGUUGGGAGCGCUGCAGCGAAGGCAGCUGGCCGAGCUGAGCAAGGCCUUCAAGGAGCUGCUGCAGGCCGGCGAGGUCGACUACUACAAGGGCGAGGCGGUCAAAGAGCAGCUGGACAAGAGCCUGAGCAUUCUGGACCGGCUUGAAGGACGGCUGGACAAAGGAGAGUCUCGUGUGGCUAAUGAGGACGCGGCGGCCCUGGAACUGUCUCGGAGGUUGACAAAGGAGCUGCAGGAGAAGAACCGUCUGAUCCAGGAUCUGCAGAGCCAGUUGAGAGACGACGGCCCCCUCAGCCAACACAGCUCUCACUCUGAUCUGUGCCACUCAGACGGGACGUCCUCCUCCUGCCACAGCAGCUCGACCACGCAGAGUGGACAUCAAGCCGAGAGCCAGCGACACCGUUCUGAUUGGACAGGAGCGGAUGUCCCUCCUGUAGGAGGAGCCCACGGGGACGCUGUGUCCGCUCACCCGGACGCUGUCUGCCACCUGCGGGACCUGCGGAGGGAAAACGGGCGGCUGCAGGAUCAGCUGAGGGGCAGCGAGGAGCUCAACACCACCCUGCGAAGUGAACUCGACCUGCACCGUUCCAUUAUGGCCCAGACCAGCGCCCGCCAUCAGGAACGGGCUCAGGACCAGGAUGCGUCAACGCCUCGCACCCGCAGACGAGAAGGCGACGUUGGCUCGCACAAGAACGCUGCAGAACAGCCUCGCUCCAUGGACGCAGACUCGCUGGCAGAACAUCUGCAGGAGAUCCGCGUGCUGCGACAGCGCCUGGAAGAGAGCAUCAACACCAACGACCGUCUCCGGGAGCAGCUGGAGAAGAGACUAGCAGAGGUGGAGAAAGAUCCAGCAGCCACCAACAUCUUCAUCCACGGUAACGAGGAGCAGGGUCAGCUGGCUAGUGAGGUGCGUCUCCUCUGGGGACAAAACAAAGUCCUCAAUGAGCAGCUCAGCAUGAUGUCCAAAGACAAGCAGAAGGAGCGCGAGAAGCUGCGGGAGACUCUGGCCAGGAGGACGGCCAAACUGGAGCAGAGCAGGAGAGAGUGUGCAGCCCUGAUGCAAGAAAACAACCAACUGCAGGAGAGGCUGGAGCACAGCGGCCAAGAGAACUCCCAUCUGCAGGAGUCCGUGCACAGGUUGCAGUGUGAGGCGAAGCUGCAGGUGCAGCAGCUGUCCGACUCCCAGCAGCUUCUGCAGUCGCUGCGGGUGGAGCUGCAAGUUUAUGAAAAGAUCAAGACUGAAAAUCACAAACAAAAUGAGUCCAGCGAGGCGGCCCGGGAGCUGCCUUCUGGCACACUGGACCUGAGCGAGCUGCUGAUGGAGAUCAGACACCUGAGGCUGCAGCUGGAGAGGAGCAUCCAGACCAAUACGGCACUGCGACAGAGGCUGGAGGAGCAGCUGCUCAGAGGACCCAACCGCUCUGAGACCAUUAACAUCAACUACCUGCUGUCCUCUCCAGAUGAAGGAGGCAGGUCACCAGGUCGUGAAGGCUGCGACCUCCUCCGUCACUCGUUCCAGAGUCACGGCGAACACACCGGCGUCCUCGCUGAUGAGAAAGGCCGUGCUCACUCAGAGGAGGUCUCAUUCAGCAGCAGCUCCGGGGACAGCGUCUCCAGCGCUCCCCCCCGCUUGGUGCCGGGCCACCGGAUGUGGGCCAAUCGCAACGGGCGGCAUAUUUUGGGUCUGAUCGAGGACUACAACGCCCUCCGCAAGCAGAUCUCAGAGGGCCGCAGGCUGUCGCGCUGCAUGGACAAGCAGCUGCAGGAGAGUCUGCACGCACUCAAACAGCAGCCGUCCGACAACAAGGUGACCGAACAGCAGCAUCUAAAGAGCCUGUCAGGCAGCAUGAACAGCAUGCAGCACGUUCUAGAGGAGGCGGGUCGGAUGCUCAAGCUGGUUUGGAGAGUCUCUUUGCCAGCUGGUCACACAGCAGGGGGCGUUGCAAACAACCAGCAGGAUGAGCUGCUUAAAAAUGAGAUCGCCCGGCUGAAGAGCAGGCUGUCGCAGCAGGAGAGGAUGCUGAGUGGAGCCGUUAAACGCCUGCGGACAACCAACCAGCUCAAGGAGGGAAUGGAAAGAGUCAUCAUCGACCAGCUGUAUCUCACCCACGGGGUGUUGAAGAAAGCCAGAGGGAAUUUAGAGACAAAUUACUGCAGCCUCUUUGACCUGAAAGGUCCGUCUGGAGGACCAGACGAAGGAGGUGCCGCUCAAUGGCCAGUAGGGGGCGCUGCAGAGCCUCGACCUGUUCCUGUCCCUCGAGGAGCAGCAGGCAGACACUCCUCAGAGGACGUCAGCAGGGACGCCUCUCCGCGCUGCAGCUACUAAAUGUGCCGUUUCGAUGCCGCAUGCUGCUUUUUAAUAAUAUAGUUUGUGAUUGUCCGUCGGCCCUCAUCCCACCGGCGGUCCCGCCGGUCCUGAAGACGUCACCUUUUGUACACCUGACCUGCAUAUAGCUGCAUUCAUUUUAGGUACUGGAGUUGUUAGUUUUUUAAGAAAAUGCCUUUGUAAAUAGUGAUUACGGCGAUUUAAACACUUUCCUUUAUUGUUUUUAUACUAUGCAUAGAAGAACAUGAAAAUGUUUGUUUCCAUCAGUUUGUGUAUUGGAUGGUUCUGGACUUCAGUGAAUCAUGUGCAUAUGCAGUAAAGAAAAUAAUGUAACUAUGGAAGUGCCUUAAUUAGAAUCUAAUUUGUUUUUAAGUCCCUUCUAAAAGUUAAGUGAGUUAGAAAAGUUGUAACAGAGUUUUGGUAAAUUUAGUCAUUAAACAGUACUAUGGGGUUGCGCUUUGGAGCAGUAAACCUUCAAAUUGACCCCUUUUACAGUGGGAUUUAUAAACAAGCGAAAAGGCCAGCCGUCCCUGUAGAAAAACAGUCUGUCAAAGGCCUUUUGGCUCUGCCUUUAUUUUACAUUCUGAAGUUGGAAAAGUUUAGUUUUUAGAGAAAAUACUAAUUAUAUUGUGUCUGUCCGUUAAUGUAUUGGAUUGAGACUACAUGUACAGUGAAUUAUUUUAAAAUGUUGCAAAGAAAGAAAAUGUUGAUGAAACCCAA